UUACUGAGUUCGGCAAAAAGAUGCAGGACCAAAUUACAGCAAGCAAAAAAGGAAGUAAGCUCUAUAUAAAGAACCUGCUCAUGCACCCCCUCGAUGUUCCUUCCACACACAGAAGAAGCACCAAAAAUGGGUUCACUAACUUCCGACGAUCCCAUACACGUCGUCCUCUUCCCCUUCAUGUCCAAAGGCCACGCCAUCCCCAUCCUCCACCUCGCCCGGCUCCUCCUCCUCCGCCGCCUCGCCGCCGCAGUCACUGUCUUCACCACUCCCUCCAACCUCCCCUUCGUCUCCCGCCACCUCGCUGGCACCCUCGCCUCUGCCGUCUCCCUCCCCUUCCCAGGCGAUAUCCCGGGCCUCCCCACCGGCGUUGAGAGCACCGACGCGCUCCCUUCCAUGUCCCUCUUCCCCGCCUUUGCCACCGGCACGGUGCUCAUGCAGCCGAGCCUCGAGGCAGAGCUCCAGAGGCUGCACCCGCGGCCCACCUUCAUGGUGUCGGACGGGUUCCUGUGGUGGACCCUCGAUUCGGCCUCCAAGUUCGGCAUCCCUCGCCUGGUCUUUUAUGGCAUGAGCAACUACAGCAUGGCACUUUCCCGGGCCGCCGGCGUCGAGAACCACCUCCGUGGGCCCACGGCGGAGGACGAGCCCUUCACCCUGAACGCUUUCCCGUGGAUCAAGCUCACCAAGAACGACUUCGAGCGCUACUUCUUCCAGUCGUUGACGGAGGAUAACCCCCAGUUGGAGUUCAUCAUGAAGGCCAUGGUCGCGACGCAGAAGAGCAAUGGCCUGGUCGUCAACAGCUUCCAAGAGCUCGAGCCUACCUUCCUUGACUACUGGAAUCGUGAGAGCGGGCUGAGGGCUUGGUGCAUCGGGCCGCUGCUCCCGCUUGAGCAUCCGGUGGUGGGUGGCCCUCCCCUGCGGACCCCAUGGGCGGAAUGGUUGGACCGGAAGCGAGCUGGGGGCGAGCGCGUCCUGUACGCGGCUUUCGGGUCGCAGGCGGAGAUCCCGGCGGCGCAGCUGCAAGAGAUUGCGCUUGGGUUGGAGAGCUCCGGGGCGAGCUUCUUGUGGGUGAUCAAGAGGAAAGAGUCGGACAUCAUGGCCGACAUCGACAGCGGGUUCGAAGACAGGGUCAGCGGGAGAGGGAUGGUGGUGCGAGAGUGGGUCGAUCAGCGAGGCAUCCUCAUUCACGGGAGCGUCCAGGGUUUCCUGAGCCACUGCGGGUGGAACUCGGUGCUGGAGAGCCUGUGCGCCGGGGUGCCGAUCCUGGCGUGGCCGAUGAUGGCGGAGCAACCGCUGAACGCCAGGAUGGUCGCGGAGGAGAUGGGGGCGGGGCUGAGGGUGGAGGCGGCGGAUGGGACGGUGAGGGGUUCGUGAGGGGGAAGGGCUGGCGGAAGCCGUGAGGGAGCUGAUGGAGGGGGAGAGGGGGAGGCGGCGAGGAAGAAGGCGAAGGAGGUGGCGGAGACGGCGAGGAAGGCGGUGGAGGAGGGCGGCUCGUCGUGGACGGCGUUGGGCACCCUGGUGGAGGAGAUUUCCAGGCAGAGGAAGGACCACGCGGCCUGAGGUCACGAAGGUCGGGACAGAGAACUAUAAAAAAUAGUCUUGAUAUAUUUCAGAAAGAAAAGUCCAAAGUCGGUCCACUUUAUUGUUUUGACAUAGACUUAGAUCAGUUUUCAUAUCUAUCAAAUCAGCCAUUGUAUGAUCAAUCACUUUCAUGCAUCUUUUGAACCUACCACUUACGUGUACGGUCGAUACUAUUUUCUGGUUUUUAUAUAAAUUAACUAUUCAUAUUGAGAUAGAUAUGGACCUUUUUCAAUACGAGGUCGGCGAUUUAAAAAUAUAACUGCACAAACAAUACAGACAUUUGUAGGUUUGCCAUUCUUGUAUCAUUAACGAGCACCAGAAUUGAAGACUCCAGUUAUGUCCAGGGAAUUUACAGGUGCCUGGGGGAACAAAAUGGCAGCAGCGAAAAUGAAAAAAAAAGAGCAGCCAAAGGGGAAGCCUAAACUCGGAAUAGCAUUCAAGGACGUGCUUCUCAAGGGACCUGGUUGUCCGAAGGUUCCAAUUAAAAAAGUAUAUACAGCCACAAACAACCUACACGAGUCCAAUUUCAUAGGUCGAGGAAUUGCUGGAAGGGUGUACAAGGGUAUAAUGCCAAACAACCAGCAUGUUGCUAUAAAGCAUAUCAUUUAGCGAUGUGAACGUGGAAACUGUUGUGAGAGAGGUCACAAGCUUAUUGCAUGUUCAGCAUCCAAAUCUGGUUUCGCUGCUGGGCUGCUGUGUCAAUGAAGAUGAGUGUUUUCUUGUCUAUGAGCUCUGUUCAAAUGGAAACCUUUCCGAGUGGCUUUUUGGAAAGGACAGGGUUCUCUCCUGGAUCCAGAGGCUUGAAAUUGCCAUUGAUAGCACAAGAGGUCUUCUCUUUCUCCACGCAUAUCCAGAGGGAUGCAUUGUUCACUGCGAUAUCAAGCUGACGAACAUUCUCCUAGGACCGAAUUUUGAAGCCAAACUUUCAGAUUUUGGACUAUCUAAGGUCAUCGAUCUAGGUGAAGCUUAUGUCAGCUCAGAGGUGAGGGGGGCCUUUGGGUACCUCAAUCCCGAGUACCACAACAACCGCCAAGUGAAUUCAUCAAGUCAUGUUUACAGCUUUAAGAUAGUGUUGCUGCAAAUCCUCUCUGGGAAGAAAGUUAUCAACUUGAACUAGGAAAAGCCCAUGCCGUUGGAUAAAAUGGCAAAAGCCCUUAUUAGAGGUGGCGACAUCACAGACUUUGCGGACCCCAAGUUUAAGGGCGAAUAUUGUGCAGAAGCAUUUAAUAUUACACUUCAGCUGGCACUCUCAUGCACUGGACUGAAGCAACAAAGGCCAUCCAUGGAGCAACUUGCCGUAAAGUUGGUGGAAGCCCUAGAAAUAUCAACCAAAGCAAAAGCUUCUUCUCCUGAACUGACCCCUGAAUGGUUUUCAAGUUCAACAGAAUGAAUGAGAGAUCCUUACAUGUUUUGACUGUUUUCCGAAGAAUCAGCAGAUAACGUCUUUGUUAACUAGAUCCAAUAAGGGAUACACUUCAUCCAUUUGACUGACAUAUAUACAUCCUUGCAUAGAUUUUUAGGAUCAGAGUACAGGUUACCAAACUUUUUUAUAUCAAGAGUCUUUAGUUACUGAAACUAGUGUAUGCAAGAAUCCUACCAUCCUUCCUCUUUCCUUCGAUUAUGAAAAAUUGUAUUUGAUAAACUUGCCGUCUUUUAUACAAUGCUUAUUCUUUGCUCA
This is a messenger RNA of Eucalyptus grandis, 3256 nucleotides long. Its product is annotated as UDP-glycosyltransferase 90A1-like. The record is from RefSeq and is a predicted model, not a curated record. Lineage: Eukaryota; Viridiplantae; Streptophyta; Magnoliopsida; Myrtales; Myrtaceae. The transcript has 7 exons. Bases 94 to 1371 code for a protein of 425 amino acids. Gene Ontology annotation, molecular function: UDP-glycosyltransferase activity.